Salmo salar (Atlantic salmon) is the source of this 2487-nucleotide messenger RNA. Its product is annotated as POU domain, class 6, transcription factor 2. Gene Ontology annotation, molecular function: DNA-binding transcription factor activity, RNA polymerase II-specific; RNA polymerase II cis-regulatory region sequence-specific DNA binding. The record is from RefSeq and is a predicted model, not a curated record. Lineage: Eukaryota; Metazoa; Chordata; Actinopteri; Salmoniformes; Salmonidae. Gene Ontology annotation, biological process: regulation of transcription by RNA polymerase II.
GCGGUUCUUUGUGUGUCUCAGAGCAGGAGGGAGGGGGAACAGUCUGAGGUGACACGAGGGAGAGGAGACACAGGAGAGGCAGAGAGAGAGAGAGAGAGAGAGAGAGAGAGAGAGAGAGAGAGAGAGAGAAAGAGGAGAGAAAGUAGAGUUGACAUCUCCAGUGCUUGCCUUGGAAGCAACCUCAGGCUUGAACCCGCAGUGGCUAUUCAGAUGCAACAAGGUCGAGGCGUGUUUUUGUAGCGAGCAUCAUGCACUAGCUGGUCUCUGCUCUGUGGUGGCGAGCAUGUUUUAAUUGGUCUCUGUCAGAUUUUUUUGGGACAUUCAGAAGACAAUCUUUUACGCUAUUUUUGUCAUUUAGUGGAGCUUCAUUUAGCUCCCUUCCACGAUCCGAUGAUUACAGGGCAGCUGAGCAAGCCGCUGCUCUCCCUGCGCAGCGAGAUGAGCGUGGCGGAACUCCGGGCCGAGGACAAAGCGGCCACCCCAGAUAGCGAGCUCAACGACGAGUCCCUGCUCCUGUCCUCCGAGGCCAGGGACAGAGAGGACAUUCCCAACAAGCUCUAUGGAGCCCGUGAUGGCUCUGUCCAGUCUGAUGCCAGCAGCAGCCCGUCAGAACAGAGUCAGCUGGGACAGUGUCACCCCGCCUACCCGGUGGGACCACAGUGUCUUUCUAUUCAGUCUCUGCUGGUGGCUCAGCAACUAGCCCAGCAGCUGGCCGGGGGGUCUCCAGGCCUGAACCAGCCCAUCCUCAUUCCCUUCAAUACAGGCGGCCACCUGGGAGGCCAGCAGGGGCUGGUGCUCUCGCUGCCCACGGCCAACAUCCAGGGCCUGAUGGCUGCAGCAGCCGCACAGGGCAUCAUGACCCUUCCCCUACAGAACCUGCAAGCUACCUCAUCCCUGAACUCCCAGCUUCAGCACCUGCAGCAGCUUCAACAGAUACAACAGCACCACCAGCAGCAACAACAGCACCAUCACCAACAACAGCAACACCAUCAGCAGCAUCAACACUCCCACAGCCACGUCCACAACCAUCUGUCAUCGCGGGGUCACAUGACCUCGCCCAGCCUACAGCCGUCCUCUGUCUCGGUCCCCUCCCCUGGCUCCGCCUCCUCCACCACCUCCAUGACCGGCUCGGGCCUACCGCCGCAGUCUCCGCCGCUCAGGCAGAACCAAUCACCGGCCCGCAGCCUGCCCUCGCCCGUCACACCGCCCAUGCCACUGCAGUUGAACCCUCUGGCCAGCCAGGCUGCGGUGGCGGCAGCAGCAGCAGCUAUGGGCUCCAUGGCCGGAUCCCAGGUCUUUGGCAACACCCUCUCCAACCUGCAAGCUGGAGUCACGGGGCAACUGGUCACUAAUGCACAAGGACAGAUAAUUGGAACGAUCCCACUUAUGCCCAACUCUGGGGGGCCCUCGAGCCAAUCAGGGGGCGUAAACCCAGCGCUGCAGGUCCAGCCAAUUACACCCCAGCUUCUGACCAACGCCCAGGGCCAGAUCAUCGCCACGGUGAUCGGCAAUCAAAUCCUGCCUGUCAUCAACACCCAGGGAAUCACACUGUCACCAAUCAAGCCUGGACAGCAGCUGCCUCAGGCUCAGCAUGUUCAGACAGGCCCAGUGUCGUCUCAGCCCAACCUGCUCCACAUGCCCCACAGCCAGAGUCCUCUCCGCCAGGCCUCUUCCUCCUCCUCGUCCUCAUCUUCCUCCUCCGCCCUCAGCGUGGGUCAGCUGGUCAGCAACCCCCAGACGGCCGCCAGCGAGGUGGAUGGGGUCAACCUGGAGGAGAUUCGGGAGUUCGCCAAAGCGUUCAAAAUCCGCCGCUUGUCCCUGGGCCUGACCCAGACGCAGGUGGGUCAGGCGCUCAGCGCGGCCGAGGGCCCGGCCUAUAGUCAGUCUGCCAUCUGCAGACACACCAUCCUGAGAAGCCACUUUUUCCUACCACAGGAAGCCCAAGAGAACCCUAUAGGUAGCAGUCUGACAGGCAAACUGAACCCUGGCCUUUUAUAUCCUGCCAGGUUUGAGAAGUUGGACAUCACCCCAAAAAGCGCCCAGAAGAUUAAGCCGGUUCUGGAGCGCUGGAUGGCCGAGGCCGAGGCCCGCCACCGGUCCGGCAUGCAGAACCUGACCGAGUUUAUCGGCAGUGAGCCCUCCAAAAAACGCAAGCGGAGGACCUCUUUCACCCCACAAGCGCUGGAGAUCCUCAACAGCCACUUUGAGAAGAACACGCACCCCUCUGGACAGGAAAUGACUGAGAUAGCUGAGAAACUGAACUAUGACCGUGAGGUGGUCCGUGUCUGGUUCUGCAACAAGAGGCAAGCGUUGAAAAACACAAUAAAGCGGUUGAAACAGCCCGGUGACCUGGACCUGGACCUCGGCCCGACCGCGCCCAUGGACCCUCUCUCUGAUUCUCUGGAAGAGCUCCCAAAAUGAACGACCAAAACUAGAGGUAAAGAGGAAAGUCCUAACAACAUGGUGGAUCAUGACCCAAAGUAAGAU